Messenger RNA from Acanthamoeba castellanii str. Neff, 318 nucleotides. RefSeq lists its product as uncharacterized. NCBI's taxonomy places the organism in Eukaryota, Discosea, Longamoebia, Acanthamoebidae. The transcript has a single exon. The coding region runs from base 1 to 318 and encodes 105 amino acids. The record is from RefSeq and is a predicted model, not a curated record.
AUGUCGUCCACGAAGAAGACCACCGCCGCGUCCGCCGCCGCCGACAAGAAGAGCAAGGUCGUCGUGUUCAAGGUGAAGGACCUCGAGAACAUGCCCAGGAAGAGGCUCGUCUCGCUCGCCAAGCGCGUGGGUGAGAAGGCCAACCAGAACUCGGCCGCCCUCGUCGAGGCGCUCACCAAGUACCACAACGAGCACCAGUCCGAGAUUGAGGAGAAGCUGAAGGAGCUCAGCAGCAAGCCCAAGGCCUCGAAGAAGAGGGACAUGACGAAGGAUCUCUCCACCAGGAUCCACUACAAGGACCGCGUCUCCGACUCGUAA